Anguilla anguilla (European eel) is the source of this 1830-nucleotide messenger RNA. RefSeq names its product plasmolipin (gene pllp). The record is from RefSeq and is a predicted model, not a curated record. Lineage: Eukaryota; Metazoa; Chordata; Actinopteri; Anguilliformes; Anguillidae. The transcript is spliced from 6 exons. Gene Ontology annotation, molecular function: structural constituent of myelin sheath. Gene Ontology annotation, biological process: myelination. Bases 361 to 891 code for a protein of 176 amino acids. Gene Ontology annotation, cellular component: membrane.
GUAUGCGCCCAAACAGCUGUAGCUCAUCAGCGCCAACCAAUACGGUUCUUCUCCAACCAGGUAAAACAUAGACAGAUGGCUGGAGUGGGCGAAUAUGAGAAACAGCAACACGACUCCUCUCCAGCAUUGUGCUAUCCGACAUGUCGUGUCAUUGGAGAAUCCAAUGGUUUUAAUCAGGGGUGAUCCAAUGUUUAGGAUUAGGCACCUUGGUCUCACCAACUUGACCUGUGGUCUAACAACAUGGGUGAAAGAGGAGGCUUCCGGAGAGCACCCUUCAACCCCAAUAACCGCGCUCAAACUGCGCGUAGACCAGCUGACCCCACACUGCGUUAAUAUUUAACAGGCGGGCGGUCCGGAGCCAUGGCGGACUUUCCGGCCAAGGUGAGCACGGAGACGAGCUCCCCCCCGCCCCAGGGCGGCGGGGACCGCAUCCAGGCGAUGGCGUCCCGGUACGUCACCAUGGACAUGGACUUCCUCAGGACCAUCCCAGCCGGCCUGAUGCUGGUGGAAAUUGUGUUGGGGCUGCUGGUGUGGGCCCUGAUUGCAGCCAGUGGCUAUGCCAACGUCCCGGCCUACGGCUGGGUGAUGUUCGUCAGCGUGAUCUUCUGGCUUCUCACCCUCUUCCUCUUCUUCGUACUCUUCUUCGGGGUUCGGAACAAGUUGGGCUUUCUGCCCUGGCCUCUGAUGCUGCUGGUCUUCAAUGCAACAGCAACGAUCCUCUACCUCUCAGCUUUCCUUGCCAAUGCCGCAUCUGUGUACAACAGCCACCAGGGGGCAGCAGCGUUCUUUGUCAUUGUGGUGACGUUGGCCUACGGCGCCAGCACCUUCUUUGCCUUCUUAUCUUGGAGGGGAGACGGGAGCAACGCCGCCAGCAGCACUGUCCCAGCAUAGGCACACCAGACACCCCCACCCCCACAAACGGACCAGCCACACCCCUCCUUCACCUCACAGUCCCGUCCCAAAUACCUACCUGUACCCCCCGCCCACCCUCAUGGACUCGUACGUGAAACAACCCGGGCGAAGAACUCCAGACGGAAUGAAGACGAGACAGUAAAGCGAAGACCCUUUUUGUUUAAAUGGCACGCGUCACUCCGGAAGUGUCACCAUGACCACAGAGGCGGGUCCGCUUGGGGACUGGAGACGGCUGUAGCCUGUCUAUUCGGGGGGGACUUGCUAAUUAGCACUCUUCCUCAGCCAGGUGGUAGAGCUAAUUAGUGAAAUCAACUGGCUGAGCUCAUGGGUGGAAGAAACACAUGGCAGGACUUUUACUUACUGACCCCUGGACUUUCCACCUCCACAACAGACACAGACACAGACACAGAGACACACACACACACACACACACACAACCAGUCAUGCACUACACAGACACUCUCUAACACACUACAGACACAUACACCAAACUAUGCAUACAUGACACAGACACCGCCUUGCGCUGACACACGCAUUUUUAAAGCCUGUUCAGAGCUGUGACAGAGUGUGAUUAUCUUCGCUGCGUAUGUGAGAAAAAGCUGAUGUUUUUGUAUUACUCAUUUUCAAAGACCGUAAAGCAAACUCAGCAACAACACUGUUGCUGGCAUUGUCCUUUAAUGUCUGUAUUAUUUAUAAACGGCAGUGUGACAAAGACUCGUUGGACUCUUUAUUCCAAAUAAAUCCAUAUUUACAGAAGACACUGGCAGAAAACAAAACAAGGCCAGGUCAAAUACACCGACAAUUAAAUACAGAAAAUAUUUAUAAAAUUGGAUAAAAUUGUAGAUCUCUCAUUACAGAGUCCCAUCGCAUAACGUACAACACCUAGGGAUGGGACAACACAGAAGCGGAUGUGAAUUU